Linum tenue is the source of this 690-nucleotide messenger RNA. The record is from the annotation of a GenBank genome assembly. Lineage: Eukaryota; Viridiplantae; Streptophyta; Magnoliopsida; Malpighiales; Linaceae.
AUGGCUUCAGCGAAACAAUACGUGGUGGGCGAUGACAAGGGUUGGACCAAGGAUUUUGAUUACACCACUUGGACCGCCGGCAAGCAAUUCUUCGUCGGCGACUCCCUUGAGCCACUUGUUGGCGCUCCACUUACCACCGGGAGCGACGAGAUCCCACUCAAAACCACCGGGAGGAAAUGGUACAUCUGCGGCGUCUCCGGCCACUGCUCCUCCGGUCAGAAGCUCGUCAUCACCGUCUUGGACGGAUCCGCCGCUCCGGCGCCGACGCCGACCUCGCCAUCAACCGAGUACGUAGUGGGGGACGAAAGAGGCUGGACCAACAACUUUGAUUACGCUACUUGGGCAGAGGGCAAGACCUUCUUUGUUGGUGACUCACUAGUUUUCAACUAUCCAGCGGGAAAGCACAACGUGUUCAAGGUAAAUGGCACAGAUUUCCAGGACUGCGCCAAGCCCCUGGCCGCUGCUCCGCCACUUACGUCGGGGAGCGACGAGAUCCCGCUCAAAACCGCGGGGAAGAAAUGGUACAUCUGCGGAGUCUCCGGCCACUGCGCCUCCGGUCAGAAGCUGGUCAUCACCGUCUCCGAGGGAUCUGCCCCGCCGGCGGGAUAUUCCUCCUCCGGGGUCGCGAUGGUCAACAUUGGAUUUGCUGCCCUUGUUCUUGUUGGCACUCUUGGGAUGCUCUUCUUCUGA